GGUUGAAACCGGCGGCUCUCGCCGCCUGCCCGCGCACGCUCCCGACCUUUGCGCCGCGGCGAGUUUGCCAGGCCCAGACCACCCCCUCGCCGGUGCCGGUGACAACCGUGCCACGUCGGUGGCCGCCGGGCCCCACGGCGGUUUGCGAGAAGCCAGCGCCGCAGCCGGUGUUUUGCAAGGCCGGAAAAACAGCCAGGCGCGGAGGGUCGCGGCGAAGCGGCUGCGCCUUUAAAGCCAUGUUUGCGCACCGGAGGGUGGUUUUCUGGUGUGUUUAACCGGAGGCGGGCGACGGCACGCCCAGGGCGGCGCGUACGGCGAGGGCCGCGGUGUAGGGGCUGCUGUGCAUCUGCUGCGGGCCGGGGGCCGAGGCGUGAGAGCUCGCCGGCAUGGGGGGCCAAGGGGACAACUACUACGGCAAGCACGGGACGCCGCAGAAAUAUGACCCGACUUUCAAAGGUCCCAUUUACGACAGGGGCUGCACGGACAUUAUCUGCUGCGUCCUGCUGGUCAUCGCCAUCGUGGGCUACGUGGUGGUGGGUGUCGUGGCCUGGACCCACGGGGACCCCCGGAAGGUGAUCUACCCAACCGACAGUCGCGGGCAGUUCUGCGGGCAACAGGGAACCCCCAACGAGAAGAAACCUUUCCUCUUUUACUUCGACAUCGUGAAGUGUGCCAGCCCGCUGGUGCUGCUGGAGUUUCAGUGCCCGACCACGCAGAUCUGUGUCAGCAAAUGCCCAGACCGGUACCAGACGUACCUGAGCGCCUAUGGCUCCCGCACGCCCAGCGAGCUGGAGUACUACCGGCAAUUCUGCGUCCCUGAGUUCAAAAACCUGCAGAAGGCUCCCAUUGAGGUGCUGAAGGACAAAGAGUGCCCAGCCAUGAUUAUCCCCAGCACCCCACUGGCGCGGCGAUGCUUCCCGGCCAUCCGGGCCAAGAAGGGCGUCAUCAUGGUCGGUAACGAGACCACUUACGACGACGGCCGUGGGCGCCGGAGGAACGUCACUGAGCUUCUGGAAGGGGCCAAAAAAGCAAACGUGGUCCUGGAAACCAGACAACUGGCUAUGAAGAUCUUUGAAGAUUACACGGUUUCCUGGUACUGGAUAAUAAUAGGCCUCGUGAUUGCGAUGGUGGCCAGCUUCAUCUUCAUUGUCCUGCUCCGCUUCCUGGCCGGGAUCAUGGUCUGGGUGAUGAUCGUGAUGGUGAUCCUGGUGCUGGGCUACGGAAUCUUCCACUGUUACAUGGAAUAUGCAAAACUAAAAGGGGAAGCGGGUUCUGAUGUCUCCCUGAAGGACCUGGGAUUUCAGACAGACCUACGCGUCUACCUCCACCUGCGGCAGACGUGGCUGGCGUUCAUGAUCAUCCUGUGCAUCGUGGAGGUGGUGAUCAUACUGCUGCUCAUCUUCCUCCGCAAAAGGAUCCUCAUUGCCAUCGCGCUCAUCAAGGAGGCGAGCAGAGCUGUUGGUCACAUCAUGAUGUCGCUGCUGUUCCCGUUGUGCACCUUCUUCCUGCUGUGUCUCUGCAUCGCCUACUGGGCCAGCACCGCCGUUUUCCUCUCCACCUCCAACGAGGCGAUCUAUAAGGUUUUUAACGAGUCUGCGUGCCAGUUUUCCGGGCAGACCUGCAAGCCAGAGACCUUCAACACGAGCAACGUCACCAAGCUCUGCCCUGACGCCCAGUGCCUCUUCGCAUUCUACGGGGGCGAGACGGCGUACCACAAGUAUCUCAUCGUCCUUCAGUUCUUCAACGUCUUCAUGUUCUUCUGGCUCGCCAACUUCGUGAUCGCGCUGGGCCAGGUGACGCUGGCCGGGGCCUUCGCGUCGUACUACUGGGCCUUCAAGAAACCCGACGACAUGCCCGCCUUCCCCCUCUUCUCCGCCUUCGGCCGUGCGCUCCGGUACCACACCGGCUCGCUUGCCUUUGGCUCUCUGAUCCUCGCCAUCGUCCAAGUCAUCAGGGUCACACUGGAGUAUCUGGACCACAGGUUAAAAGCUGCAGAUAAUAAGUUUGCCAAGUUCCUCCUGAGCUGCCUGAAGUGCUGCUUCUGGUGCCUGGAAAAAUUCAUCAAAUUCCUCAAUAGAAACGCAUACAUCAUGAUCGCCGUCUAUGGCACCAAUUUCUGCACCUCCGCCAGGAACGCAUUCUUCCUGCUGAUGAGGAACAUCAUUAGGGUGGCCGUUUUAGAUAAAGUCACGGAUUUCCUCUUUUUCCUCGGUAAACUCCUCAUCGUGGGAAGCGUCGGAAUCCUUGCCUUCUUUUUCUUCACCCAGCGGAUAAAGCUCGUCCAAGACACAGCGCCGCCCCUAAAUUACUACUGGGUCCCUAUUCUGACGGUGAUCGUGGGCUCCUACCUCAUUGCCCACGGGUUCUUCAGCGUGUACGGCAUGUGCGUGGACACCCUCUUCCUCUGCUUCUGUGAAGAUCUGGAGAGGAACGAUGGAUCUCCCGAGAGGCCUUACUACAUGUCCCCUGAGCUGAGUGAGAUCCUGCUGAAGGGGAACCUAGAGCCUUCCAAAAGCGCCGAUAGCCAAGGCUAGGGGCUGGCCCCGGGAGGAAGGCUGCGUGCCUGGGGGGGCUGCAGGAUGCUCUCAGCCCCCCAACCCAAGCAGCGUUCUCCUAAGCCUGUGGGUGGCAGCCACGGUGCAAAUCUUUCCCCUGGAUGUCCUUCAAAGCCUUGAGGGUAGACGGGGUGCCGAUUCCUCAGUGCCCGAUGCUGUAUCAAAUCUACCUUCCUGCCCAAUAAUGAAUAUUCUUGUAUCGAGAGAACGAACCUAGAGUGUCACCUAGAGUUAAUCUGGGGUCCCACGUGUCCCGGUAGCACCCGGCGAGGAGCGCUCCGCUCCGGCGAGCAGCUGGGAACCAGCUGGACGCGCACGGGUGCCGAUAUAUAGUUGUGUUUCGCGUUGAAGCGGAGAUCUUUGUUCCUAAUCGCCAGCCGUGAAAAGGAUGGGAGAGCCCCUCUGCUCGCAGGAGGUACCUCGUGUUGCAGGGCGGUGGUUUGUAGGACGGGCUGAGUGGGUUCGACAGCCUGAAAACUGGUCUCUCCCCGCUUUCCUCUUUGUUCUGCCCCCAGCAAAGAGCAACGAGCCUCUUUCCUCGCCCACUCUUUCUAUGCAAAACCGGGUUGGCGCACUUAAAAAGACUUCUUUGUGAGAUUGCAGAUCUUUUGCUUUUAAGUCUGUUGCAUCAGCCAGGCCUUCCUCACAAAACAGAGCUUGCCCUUUUCACAGCCAAAAACUCCGUUUCCUCGCGCUGCCGGUUUAGGGAAGCCGAAAAGAGCCGUCGCCGGUUGCAAGCCGUUAAAACUCAGAGGGCUUUAACUCGCAGCAUCCCUCAUUUAAAAUGGUUUCUCUUGCUGGUUGCACAGAGGUUUAAUGGCUGCAGGGAGGUGGUGGCUCGUCCUGGGAGCUGCCUGAUGGGCUCUGCUUUUUCCCCGCCCUGAGGUGGUUGAGUUGAUGGUUUGGCUUCUGCCUGGUCCAGGCUCCUACGGGGCGGAGGAGCUGGGGGGCUGCAAAGACUUUUCCACGCUAACGCAGAGUGUAGGUGGAGAUGCUUGCCAAGACCUGCAGGCUGGGGUGGUUGUGGGAAGGAAGAUGGAGCCUGCGUGGAAGGCGAGUCCCCAAUCCGGCUCCGGCAACUCUGAAUUGCCAAAGGACCGUCAAGGGAAGGCGAUGUCUGGAGGAGCAGUGUGACCACCUCUGACGGGCUGGAAAGCUGCGGGGAGGUAGUGCGUUGCGCUGGCGGGUGUUACACCGGGAACGUAUUGCGGCAUCUCUACAGCUAGAGAAAUCAGACCAAAAAAAUCAUAAGUUUGAUUGGGAGGCAGCUGGUGAGGGUUACAGCCCCUAAAGAAAUGGCAGCCAAACACAGGCUGGAUCCUCACCUUGUUUUCUCCUCUUGAUAGUCCAGAAACGAUCAAGAUUUUAAAAAAAUGCCAUUCUGGCGGCACACAGCCCGGGGAAGCUGUGGCCAGAUCUCCUAUUACAAAUCCUCAUGCAGACAGAGAGGCCCGUCUUUUGAGUCGUGCCCUCUUAGGACAAAGCUGUAGUGUUAACGCUUGUAUUUUCAUUACAGAGAAACACUGAAAUCCCUCUCAAAAUAUCCCAAGGCGCUUUCAGUCGACUCUGAAGCUGGUGCUUUGUGGGUUUGUUUGGUUUUGGUGGGUUUUUUUUGGUGGCUGUGAUUUUCCUACCACUUCUUGCUGGCGCAGCUGCUUUGCUUUGAACAGCGAGAGGCCGAGCAGCGUGUUCGGUGCUGGGAAUACACCUAACGAUUAUGUAUGCAUGGCGUGUUGACAAGGGCGUCGCGCACCCGGCGAGCAGCGCCAAGCGAAUACCGAGCGAAAUUGCUUUGCGCUCGCGUCAUGAGCCAUUUCGGCUGCACAAAGAGCAGGGAGAGCCGCGCUGCCUGGCUCUGUAGAGGAGGGGAACCGCGCUCCAGGCCGGCAGAGCUCGAGUGGCGCGCCGAGGAGACCGCUUUUCCUAUGGCACUGUUAAACUUUCCCACUGCCCCCCUGAAAAAAAAACCCCACCCAAAGCUCUGCUUUCUUCUAAAUAAUAGCGGCCUGUUUCCAGAGCGUGAUGCUCCCCGUAAAAUGGGAGAGGUGCUGCUGCGGUGGUUUGUACAGCGAGGGGUAUUUAGCUGUGACACAGGGACAAAAUACCCCCUGCCCGCGAUGAGACGAAAGACUUUUAUUUCUGUCAAAGAUGAUUAUUAGACGAGCAGGACGGCUGCUCCUCUGGCAUCUCUCUGCCUUUAGGCUCCUUGCUGCAUCUGCUGUGACUCCUGCCACACCAACCUGUGUGUCUGUCCCCCCCGCACUGCUGUGCGGGGCUGGGGGGGGGUUCUCUUUGCAGUGGAAGACCUGGAGCGUAACGACGGUUCGGCCGAAAAGCCUUAUUUUAUGUCACCCGACCUGAAAAAGCUCCUGAAGAAGACGAACAAAGGUCAGCCUGAUGCCUAGAGCUUGCCCUCGUCCUUUCCGCGCUUCCUCUUCCUGUUCCCGCUUUGGGAGCAGAGCUGCAGGAUAACGCCCAGCGCUCAGCAUCGUUUGUCCCACCUGGAAAUCUCGUUAAUGAAGCUCGAACCGCCAUCUCCUUUACCCCUGCGGUGGGCAAGCAGCAGAAGAGGGGUUCGUUAAAGAGAGGAAUGGGUUAUUGUUAAUGAUUCAACCUUAAAUCGUCGGGGUUGCUAAACGAAGACCGCUCUAGCGUGUCUGCUUCCGCAGAACUCAUCACAGCUAACAUCCCGUUGGUCCCCAGCCAGCUCAAAUACUGAGCUGGGGAGUUCCCGGCCGAAUCCUGCCAGCACAGGUGCCGAUAAAAGCAGCACAGAAAUGUCUCUGACACAGGGCAAAGUUCCGUCUUCCAGGGUGUCGACCGACACCGAAGUGAGUUUGAUUGGAUUUAGUAAUUUUAUUUUAUACCGGUCAAAAAAAGAUGACGUUACCUUCAGGUCAGCUGCGUUUGGCUGUCCCUUAGCCCCUGGGUAAAUCCAGGCGCUGCGGUGACCAGCGAACAAGCUGAUGGCUUUAAGCAGCUCCUCAACUUGGUUUUUAUUUGCAGCCCCCCCCAAAUAUUUAAUUGCAGUAGUUGAUUCCUACCCAGAGAGCUGAAACAUGCUGAAAUCACCUUGCUUCUCUCGCCACCCUUUGGAGACGCCUUAGGGCCCUGCUUUGGGGUUGUGCUGGGCACGUUUAGACAAUUAAUUCUCUUAGGAAUAUGCCAAUUAGUGUUCUUGUAGCCACCUGCGAAGGGUGAAGGUGGAGGGAAAUGAGGGGUUAAUGAGCAGGACUUGGGCGUUAGGGCGCUGUGCUGGGUAUCCCACUGAACCAGGGGUUUGUGUUUGGCUACAACCUGGGACAGACGGACGGACGGACGCUCUGUACAGUUAUUGCAUCUUUCUAGGACUGACGGCUUCUACCGAUUCCUCCCCCCAAAAUCCUGCAUUAUAUAUUUAAAAAAAAAAUUUACAGUAAAGCCUUCCCUAACUGUUGAACAAAAUGCUUUGCCUGUGUGACAAAUUUAGGAAGACCCCACCUGCGGGCAUGGUGAAGGAGUAAUGUAUAUAUACAUAUAAAUAUAUAUAUAUUUUUUUUUUUUUAGCUUAACAUUAGGUAAUUUUAAGCAAACCAAAUGACAAACAACAGGUUGCCUUAUGUCCUUUAGAUGCCACGGCGGCAUCUGGACUUGUAGCUGACUGCUGUUUCUAGUGGGAAGGUCCAGACCUUUGGCAGCUCCUGUCAGGAGAAAAAAGGGAAGGUUUUUGAGAAAUAGAUUGAAGGGGGUUAAAUGUCACUAAACCACAAAUAUUAAACUUAAAUUUUAACAAAAUUAAAACACCUCCUCUGAUACGCACAGCUGCCGAAGUGUCCUUUGAGCAACAGGAGGCUCACCCGGGUAUAGUCACCACCACAAAUUGUACCUUUUUGUGGUUUGAUUUGUUUAAAAAUAAAUGCACUCAGGCUUUGGUGGACAAUUUAACAGCUCCCAAAGCACGGGGUGGGGGGGCAGCAACAGCAGGAGGCUUGUGGGGUCACAGGCACCUCCCUGCCUUAAAAAAUGCAAACAUUUGCUUAGCCACGUUUAAUUUGUGCUGAAGGAUAUAUUUUGCUUCUUUUAUACAUAUUUCUUAGUAAUCUUUAGAUCCGGGUAGUAUUUUUGUAAGAUACAAGGAGUGUUUUCUAUCUGAAUUAUUAAAUGGUUUGGGGGUUUUGUAUAUUUUGCUUUGACUAGUUGUUUCAGUUCUGUAGCCGUUAUUUUGAUCUCUUCCAGUACUAUUUUUGUGACAGAUUUUGAAAUAUCUACCUGGCAGCACACUGAGAUGUAACUGCCCUGGCCCGGGGCGGCGCAGCACCGCUGACGUUUCCCUAAGCCGAUCGCAGGUGUAGAUCUACGCUUGCUGGAAUCAAACGCCAUCGUUUCUCUAAAGCGCCUUUUUCCUCGCAUCACGAUGUAGCUGAUCCAAUGCGUGGGGGGAGAGCUAAAAAGAAAAGGCAAAGGUAGAGGUAAAGCUAAAAAGAAAAAGGUAGAGGUAAAGCUAAAAAGAGGAGAAUCCUCUCGGUUUGGGGCAGGGGGAAUAACUAAGGGAAUAAUUGCGGGAAUAUAUUCAGUUUACAGCUAUACGAGCACCUACGAGAAAAUAUUUUCUGCAGCCUGAUGCUGGUCCUGAAUUAUUUUAAUUUUUUCCUCUCUCAUCCUUGUGUAGGUUUUGAGAUGGUUUGUUUUAUUUCCUGUUUGAAAUUUUUGUGUAGAGGGUUAAGUUUACUCUCGCUCCUCGACUUUAGCUGUUCUCUUUUUGUAUCGAGACACCUUGGUUGUGGAAACGCUGUCCGAAAUAGCAGAGGACCAUCAGUAACUCGAUUUAUUUGCAUAAACAGCCAAUAUACAGUAGAGAUUUUUAGGUCUGGAAAUACAAAUGUUGAAGUAGAGAAUAAAUUUAGCAAAAUGUGUUCUUUGGGCCGUGGGGCUGGCUCUGCUGCGUUCUGUAAACUCGGUAUUUGAGGAGUGGAAUUAGGGAUUCCCAUUUCCAAUAAGCCGAAGCAGCAGCCGGCUUUUCAAAGCUGAAAACUACACACACUGUGCUCGCCGAGAGCUUCGGAAAGCAGAGAGGCAAAUCUUCCAGUAAAUGAGGAGGUUUUGGAAAAAACCAGAGCCACUCGGGCGAGGGCAGCUGUCCAGCAGGAUUUUAGUGUCCGGAAAGGCUUCACUCUGUGACUUGGGUUAUUUGUUUCUGCAAGCAUGGAGCGAUCCGUGCACUUGGAGCAUGUCUCCCGCGUAAAGCUGUGUAUUUAAAGGCAUUAAUUUGUCUGUCUUUGGGAAUAAUCGCGCCCUUUUCAGUACUGAAAUGCAACUUUUGUCCCUAUAAACCACGCAUGCUCCGAAUCUGUUCCCUGAAUCGGGCCAGGGCAAGUAAAAAAAACUAAAAAAAAAAAAAAAAAGCUAAAAACUGCAGGGUUGAUGUUCUGCAAAACAAAUUCCUUCUUUUUUAAUGUAUUUCUGAGGCAUUAACUACCGCUACUAUGCACCGGGGCUCCUAUGCAAGGACGCACCUCCGGCGGGAGUGUCCGCGCGCGUUCCUGAUGUCGUGUGUGACGGUUCCAUUGAUGUCAGCGUUGCAACCACAAAUAAAAGUGCCUGUUUGGA
Harpia harpyja (harpy eagle) is the source of this 8141-nucleotide messenger RNA. It is a transcript of the gene SLC44A2, whose product is annotated as solute carrier family 44 member 2. Gene Ontology annotation, cellular component: membrane. The record is from RefSeq and is a predicted model, not a curated record. The transcript has 22 exons. The coding region runs from base 387 to 2534 and encodes 715 amino acids. Gene Ontology annotation, biological process: choline transport; transmembrane transport. NCBI's taxonomy places the organism in Eukaryota, Metazoa, Chordata, Aves, Accipitriformes, Accipitridae. Gene Ontology annotation, molecular function: choline transmembrane transporter activity.